UUUGGUUGCGUUGUGUUGUGUUACUGGUGUUGGUUGUUUUGUUGUGUUACAAGUUCUAUUUUAUUCGAAUUGGAAAUGUUGAAAAGAGGUAAAUCAUAUAUAGGUAUCUAAAUAUUAUAUUGCGUACCUACCUCGACGAUAAACGUUCAUCAUUACUUUAAGUAGCUUUCGUAAACUAUGUACGAGAGUUCAACUGAUGCAGUGCAUCCUCGAUUUAGUCGGAAUAGAAAGAUUUUCAAAACCGGUGGCCUUAAAAUAGCUCUUAUACAAUCAACGGUGGGUCCAGACAAAGCUAAGAAUGUGUCGCAUAUUGUCAGAGAAAUACAUAAAGCUAAGGAGAAUGGUGCGCAGGUGGUUGCCCUAGGGGAAUGCUUCAACUCGCCUUAUGGGACUAAGUACUUCGAGGAGUACGCGGAAGAAGUGCCAGCGGGCGAGACGUGCCGUGCACUGUCGAAGGCGGCGGCCGAGGCGGGCGUGUGUGUGGUGGGGGGCUCCGUGCCCGAGCGCUGCGGCGACAAGCUCUACAACACCUGUACUGUGUGGGACUCCAAGGGAAAGCUGUUGGCGCAACAUAGGAAGAUGCACCUAUUCGACAUUGACGUGCCCAAUAAGAUAAAGUUCAAGGAAUCGGAUGUGCUGUCACCCGGGCAGCAAGUGACAACCUUCGACUACGAGGGCGUUCGUAUUGGAGUCGGCAUCUGCUACGAUCUGCGCUUCGGGGAGCUCGCGCAUAUAAUGGCCGCCAACGGGUGUUCUCUGUUAAUCUACCCUGGCGCCUUCAACAUGGUUACGGGUCCUCGACACUGGGAGCUGCUGGCGCGAGCGCGCGCCAACGACCAACAACUGUGGGUGGCGCUAGUGAGCCCGGCCAGAGACGAAAAUGCUGAAUACGUCGCCUGGGGCCACUCUAUGGUCGUCAGUCCUUGGGGUGACGUGGUGCAGGAACUUGAUGAGAAACCUGGCACUUUGUUCGCUGAUAUAUCUUUCACAACGUUGGAGGACGUCCGACUCGCAAUACCGAUAAGAACCCAAAGGAGAACUGAUGUAUAUGACACGAUCGCGAAGAAGUAACGUUUAUCAGAAGUAGGAAGCUGGGGGGUUACCACGAAACAUAAAACACGUAGCACGUCAUUGUCCACUUGCUUGAAAUGGGAAAAAGAGACAGUAUGUGAGUGAGACAGAUUCUCACGCAAUCGAGCUCAUUUCAUAAAUUAUCUCGCAAUGUUUUUUUUUUUUUUCAAAUGUGUUAAGCAAAUUCACAGUUAGGAUUGAUAGACGGAAGUUCGAUCUAACUUUCUCAAUUAUUAUUAUAUCUAUGAGUUGGUUAAACGACUUAUUUUGUGUUCUGUUGACUGUACGUACAAUAACUAAUAGGGACGUGCUGGCUGCGUGCGCGGGAGUCCUUGCAAUCACUAUAAAGUAAACAUCCGUGUGUCCACAGCAAUAAUGUGUCAAUGUGUGGAAAUUAUUAUACAAUAUGGACAAUAAUAUAUUUGUAUAGGUACCUAUAUUUUUUGUUUUAAUUAACAUUAUAUUGUGUCGUAUUAUUGUUAUAGUUUAUCUUGUAACUGAUACAUUGAUGUUAUUAAAAAAAAUAAUUGUU
Molecule: messenger RNA, 1603 nt
Organism: Plodia interpunctella (Indianmeal moth)
Lineage: Eukaryota; Metazoa; Arthropoda; Insecta; Lepidoptera; Pyralidae
Exons: 6
Coding region: 178-1071 (297 amino acids)
Biological process (GO): L-glutamine metabolic process; oxaloacetate metabolic process
Cellular component (GO): mitochondrion
Molecular function (GO): omega-amidase activity
Source: RefSeq, a predicted model, not a curated record